Molecule: messenger RNA, 1431 nt
Organism: Tigriopus californicus
Lineage: Eukaryota; Metazoa; Arthropoda; Copepoda; Harpacticoida; Harpacticidae
Exons: 4
Coding region: 419-1378 (319 amino acids)
Biological process (GO): arachidonate secretion; phospholipid metabolic process
Source: RefSeq, a predicted model, not a curated record
CACUUUAUUAAAUACUCCCCGCUACUCCCCGCCUUCGGCACGAGUUGUCGGAAUGUCGAAUGGACAAAGCGGACCAUGAUUCGUAAAUGAGGAAUCCAGCAUCUGGUUUUGAGGUUUGCCAUUGAAAUUGAAAAUGCGGCGAGAUUUCUUUUCCUGGAAAGAGCGAGCUCAUAUCUACGUACACAGACUUAGACGAGUAAUACCGUUGAGAUAUCCCCUACCUGCCAGUGAGAAAAUCCAGCCACAGGUGCUACUCACAUGUGAGUUCCAAACCGAGCGGGAGUGUACAUGUCCUCGUACAUGACUCGACUAGGAUUGUUGGUUUGGUAGUCGAGGUCCUCCAGGACAAGUCUAUGUGUGUGUUUCAGCUGACUGAGGGGAAAUUGUAGAUCAAGGAAAUGGUUGCUGUGGCUCCAGGAUGGAGCGAAUUUGGAUUUAUUGGGGCACGGACAAAGGCCGUUUGAAGUGCAAGGCUUAUAUCGUGAUUUGUGCCCUUCUAGCGUUUGCAUUCAUUUCUGGUCACCCUGGAGCGCCGGUUAGAUUUCCCUCCGUUCAAGAUGUGGUUUGGCAUCAUGAGCAAACCGUUGGCAUUCUUCGAUUUCAUGGGGGUCGCCAUCAUUCUUUGAUUCAUUGUAAUCUGAUCAUUAUUGAAAGAGUGGAAAAAGAAUAUAAGCAGAAGGUGCUGGAGAAUCUGGCAAGGAAAUAUCCAAUUCAAGAGGUGGAUUUCAAGACCAUGUUGGGCAUUGUUGGUGCUUGUAAUGAUCUUCAACGAGGCCGAGAUCCUCCUUUCAAAUCGUAUCCCAUUCGACCCAUUUUGAGGAAUCAUACCAAACCUUUAAGCCUUUUAACGAUGUUAAAAGGAAUUGUGCCAGGAACAAAAUGGUGCGGUGUAAAUGAUAUUGCCAAUAACUAUCAUGACCUUGGAGAGGACUUUGAGCUAGACAAAUGCUGCCGUGCUCAUGAUCAUUGUCCAGUGAAGAUCAAGUCUUUUAGCGAAAACUAUGGAGUCCGCAACAACCAUCCCUAUACAAAGUCACAUUGCGAAUGUGACGAAUUGUUCUUCCAAUGUCUCAAAAAAUCCCGAGAAGACAAGGCACACGCCAUAGGAAAUGUGUUCUUCAAUGUCUUGGGACUCCAAUGCGCCGAACCUAGUUUUUCUAAAGUAUGUCUAUCACGUGAGAGAGUGUCCCCAAACCAUCGAGAUGAAUUCCAAAGUAGAGCCGAAAGCUCUAAGGCCAACCAAACCAUGGAGAAACGCCUUCUGUUUAACUGGUUUCAAACGCCACAAAAUACCCACGAACCACGGUGCUUAAAAUGGAUCGACGAUCCGGAUGGCCCUCUUCAAUUUCGUUUCCGAAGUCCACGACGUCAGUUCUAGACGUUAAAUAAAACAUUGAGAUCACUCUGUGCAAUAAAAACACAACCUUUUUC